UCUCCUUGGAGGAGUGAGGUGGAGGACGUGGAGGAGAGAAGAGGCCACUUGCACCGCUUUUGUGACCUGGUUGUUGGCUUCUGGCCGGAGUUCUUCACCUGGGGUGGGUUGAUGCAGACAACAUGACUACAGCAAUUAGAGAAGUGGGAGUGUGGAGACAAACACGAACUCUUUUACUCAAGAAUUAUCUAAUUAAAUGUAGAACUAAAAAAAGUAGUGUUCAGGAAAUUAUUUUUCCACUAUUUUUUUUAUUUUGGUUAAUAUUAAUAAGCAUGAUGCAUCCAAAUAAGAAGUAUGCAGAAGUACCUGAUACAGAACUUGACCCCUUGGAUAAAUCUAUCCUGUCUGAAUUCAUUAUUGCAUAUGCUCCAGUGACUAACGUUACAAGAAACAUCAUGAAUAUAGUGUCUGCUUAUUAUCUUCCUGAUGUCUUAGUUACUGAAAAGUAUGCAAAUGAGAGAGAAUUGCAAGAAUCCAGUCUUUCUAAGCCUACCAAUUUUGUGGGUGUGGUUUUCAAAGACUUCAUGUCCUAUGAACUGCGUUUUUUUCCUGAUAUGAUCCCAGUAUCUUCUGUCUAUAUGAAUUCCAGAGCUGGUUGUUCAAAGUCAUGUGAGGCUGCUCUAUACUGGCACUCAGGGUUCAUAGCUUUACAAACCUCCAUUGAUGCUGCAAUUAUACAGUUGAAGACCAAUUAUUCAGCCUGGGAAGAGCUGGAAUCUACUAAAGCAGUUGUCAUGGGAGAAACUGCUGUUAUAGAAAUAGAUAACUUUCCUCGAGGAGUAAUUUUAAUUUACCUAGUUAUAGCUUUUUCACCUUUUGGAUAUUUUUUGGCAAUUCAUAUUGUGGCAGAAAAAGAGAAAAAGCUAAAAGAGUUUUUAAAGAUAAUGGGGCUUCAUGAUACUGCUUUUUGGCUUUCUUGGGUUCUGUUGUAUACAAGUUUGAUUUUUAUUAUGUCCCUUCUCAUGGCAGUCAUUGCAACAGCCUCUUCAUUAUUUCCUCAAAGUAGCUGUUUUGUGAUAUUUCUCCUUUUUUUCCUGUAUGGCUUAUCUUCAGUUUUCUUUGCCUUAAUGCUUACACCCCUUUUUAAAAAAUCAAAACAUGUGGGAAUAGUUGAAUUUUUAGCUACAGUGGCAUUUGGAUUUGUGGGCCUUUUGAUUGUUCUGCUGGAGGAUUUCCCUAAGUCUUUAAUAUGGCUCUUGAGCCCCUUCUGUCAGUGUACAUUUUUAAUUGGUAUUGCACAGGUCAUGUAUCUGGAAGAUUUAGAUGAAGGUGCUUUGUUUUCCAACUUGAUCAAAGGUCCAUAUCCUCUUAUCAUUGCCAUUAUAAUGCUGGCACUCAAUAGUGUAUUUUACAUCCUCUUAGCUGUUUAUCUUGAUCAAAUCAUUCCAGGUGAAUUUGGACUACGAAGACCAUCUUUAUAUUUUAUGAAGCCCUCAUAUUGGUCAAAGAGCAAAAGAAAUUAUAAAGAGCUGUCUGAGGGCAAUGUUAAUGGAAAUCCUGGUUUUAGUGAGAUUAUUGAACCUGUUUCUUCAGAAUUUCUAGGAAAAGAAGCUAUCAGAAUCAGUGGUAUCCAGAAAACAUUCAUAAAGAAAAAUGAAACUGUGGAGGCACUAAGAAAUUUAUCUUUUGACAUAUAUGAGGGUCAGAUUACAGCAUUACUUGGCCAUAGUGGAACAGGAAAAAGCACAUUAAUGAACAUUCUUUGUGGACUCUGCCCACCUUCAGAUGGGCUUGCAUCUAUUUAUGGAUGUAGAGUCUCAGAAAUUGAUGAAAUGUUUGAAGCAAGAAAAAUGAUUGGAAUUUGCCCACAAUUAGAUAUAAAUUUUGAUGUGCUAACAGUCGAAGAGAAUUUGUCAAUUUUGGCCUCUAUCAAAGGGAUUCCAGCCAAUAGUGUAAUACAAGAGGUACAGAAAGUUUUACUAGAUUUGGAUAUGCAAGCGAUCAAAGAUAACCAAGCAAAAAAAUUAAGUGGAGGUCAGAAACGAAAGUUAUCACUGGGUAUUGCUGUUCUUGGAGAUCCCAAGGUAUUACUGUUAGAUGAACCAACUGCUGGAAUGGAUCCUUGCUCACGUCAUAUUGUUUGGAAUCUCUUGAAAUACAGAAAAACCAAUCGAGUGAUAGUACUUAGUACUCAUUUUAUGGAUGAAGCUGAUAUUCUUGCUGAUAGGAAAGCUGUGAUAUCACAAGGAAUGCUGAAAUGUGUUGGUUCUUCUUUGUUUCUCAAAAGCAAAUGGGGGAUUGGCUACCGACUGAGCAUGUACAUAGACAAGCAUUGCAUCACAGAAUCUCUUUCAUCACUGGUUAAACAGCAUAUACCUGGAGCUAACAUAUUACAGCAGAAUGAUCAGCAACUUGUCUAUAGUUUGCCUUUUAAAGACAUGGACAAAUUUUCAGGCUUGUUUUCUGAUCUAGAGACCCAUUCUAAUUUGGGAAUUAUUUCUUACGGAGUUUCCAUGACAACUUUGGAAGAUGUGUUCCUAAAGCUGGAAGUUGAAGCAGAAAUUGAUCAAGCUGAUUAUAGUAUAUUUAGCCAGCAGCAAUCAGAGGAAGAAACAGAUUCAAAAUCUUUUGACGAAAUGGAGCAAAGUCUGCUUAUACUCUCUGAAACCAAAACAUCCACAGUGAGCACUAUGGCCCUUUGGAAGCAGCAAGUGUGUAUGAUGACAAAGCUUCAUUUUCUUACUUUGAAGCGUGAAAGUAAAUCAUUGAGAUCUGUGUUGCUCCUGCUUUUAAUUUUUCUUGCUGUUCAGGUUUUCAUGUUUUUGGUUCAUCAUUACUUUAAGAAUACUGUUGCUCCCAUCAAACUUACUCCAGACUUAUAUUUUUUGAAACCUGGAGAGAAAGCUCACAAAUACAAAACAGGUCUUCUUCUUCAAAACUCAACUGACGCUGAUAUUGAUGACCUCCUAAGUUUCUUCACAAGUCAGAACAUCUUGGUGAAUUUGUUAAAUGUCAGUGACUAUGUAUCUGCUGCUCCUCACAGUGCGGCUUUAAAUGUAAUGCAUUCAGGAAAGGACUACAUGUUUGUAACUGUUUUCAAUAGUACUAUGAUUUAUUCUCUACCAGUACUGAUGAAUGUUAUUAGCAAUUCUAUUCUUUAUCAUUUAAAUGUGACAGAAAAUAUCCAGAUCUGGAGCACGCCAUUCUUUCAGGAAAUUACUGACAUAGUUUUUAGAAUUGAGCUGUAUUUUCAAGCAGCUCUGCUUGGGAUCAUUGUGACUGCAAUGCCACCCUACUUUGCCAUGGAAAAUGCAGAAAAUCAUAAGAUCAAAUCGUAUACCCAGCUGAAGAUUUCAGGUCUUUUUCCAUCUGCCUAUUGGACUGGACAAGCUCUAAUUGACUUUCCCUUAUUUUUUGUUCUUCUUGUCUUGAUGCUAGGAAGUUUAUUUGCAUUUCACUAUGGAGUUUAUUUUUAUGCUCUGAAGUUCCUUUCUGUGGUUUUUUGCCUUAUUGGUUAUGUACCGUCUGUUAUUCUUUUUACCUAUGUCGCAUCUUUCACCUUCAGAAAAGUUUUAAAUACUAAAGAGUUUUGGUCAUUUAUCUACUCAGUGAUGGCCUUGGUUUCCAUUGCAGUCACUGAAAUAACUUUCUUUAUGAGAUACCACACAGUGACAGCUGUCCUUCAUUAUACUCUCUGCAUAAUCAAUCCAAUCUAUCCACUCUUAGGGUGCUUGAUCAGUUUUAUAAAGAUUUCAUGGAAGAAUGUGCAAAAAAAUGAAAGCAGUUAUAAUCCAUGGGACAGGCUUUUAAUAGCUGUUUUAUCGCCUUAUUUGCAGUGUGUGCUGUGGAUUUUCUUAUUACAAUAUUUUGAGAAGAAAUAUGGAGGCAGAUCAGUAAGAAAAGAUCCAUUUUUCAGAACCUUUUCAACUAAACUCAAAAAUAGGAAGUUUCUGGAAAUGCCUAACAGUGAAGAUGAAGAUGAUGAUGUUAAAGCUGAAAGACUAAAAGUUAAAGAGAUGAUAAGUUGCCAAUGCUGUGAAGAGAAACCAGCUAUUUUGGUUAGCAGUUUGCAUAAAGAAUAUGAUGAGAAGAAAGAUUUUCUUCUUACAAGAAAAAGAAAGAAAGUGGCAACUAAAUAUGUCUCUCUGUGUGUGAAGAAAGGAGAGAUACUAGGGUUGUUGGGACCAAAUGGUGCAGGGAAAAGCACACUUAUUAAUAUGCUGGUUGGUGAUAUUGAACCAACUUCUGGUCAGAUACUUCUGGGAGAUUAUUCCUCAGAACUGGCAACUAAAGAUGAUGACUCCAUUAAGUACAUAGGAUAUUGUCCUCAAACAAAUCCACUUUGGCCAGAUAUUACAUUACAGGAGCACUUUGAAAUAUAUGGGGCUGUGAAAGGAAUGAAUAGAAGUGAUGUGAAAGAAGUCAUAAAAAGAAUCACAAGUGCACUUGAUUUAAAAGAACACAUCCAGAAAACUACAAAGAAAUUGCCUGCUGGAAUAAAGCGAAAGCUGUGUUUUGCACUAAGCAUGCUUGGAACUCCUCAGGUUACUUUGUUAGAUGAACCAUCUACUGGCAUGGAUCCUAAAGCCAAGCAGCAUAUGUGGAGAGCAAUUCGAGCUGCAUUUAAAAACAAAAGGCGAGCAGCCAUCUUGACUACUCAUUAUAUGGAAGAGGCAGAGGCGGUCUGUGAUCGAGUUGCAAUUUUGGUAUCUGGACAAUUAAGAUGUAUUGGCACUGUACAACACCUAAAGAGUAAAUUUGGCAGAGGCUACUUUUUGGAAAUUAAAUUAAAGGAUUGGAUGGAAAAUCUGGAAGUGGAACAACUUCAAAGACAAAUUCACUAUAUUUUUCCAAAUGCAAUUCGUCAGGAAAGUUUUUCUUCUAUUUUGGCUUAUAAAAUUCCUAAAGAAGAUGUACAAUCUGUUGCACAGUCUUUUUCUAAGCUGGAGGAAGCUAAACAUACGUUCAGUAUUGAAGAAUACAACUUUUCUCAAGCAACACUGGAACAGGUUUUUGUAGAACUCACUAAAGAACAGGAGGAAGAAGAUAACAGUUGUGGAACUUUAAACAGCACUCUUUGGUGGGAAAGAACUCAGGAGGACAGAGUUGUAUUUUGAACUCUUACCUUUCAAAUCCUCUAAGAGGAUUUUUUUCCCUUCUGCUUCAUAUUAUUUUUAUAUUGUUUUAAGAUCAAUCUUUGUAACAUGUCCUGUGAACCAUGAACACAUUUGGGUCAUAGGAAAUGGUCAUAUCACUGCAUUUCCAGAAUUCUUUAAUGGAAAUACUGUGUUGCUGUGUUUUUGUUUUCUUUCAUGUAAUUAAUUGUAUUUUAGUAUUACUAUCUAACAGGAUGUUUAAUUUGAUCUGUUUUUUGAGAGAAGUGUUUGCUUUUGUCAUUUUCCUCAUCUUUUACAGUGUUUUCUCUAUUUAUGAAGUAAUAGUGGAAGAGAUCAUUUUAGUUUUGACAGUUCUUUUACAUUGAAUUUUUGCAAUUACUUUCUGGGAGAAAAUCCACCUCCAACUUCACCAGAAAAUAAGCUUAUUAUAUUGCAGGCCAACUCGGUAUAUUUAAAUAGCCAUGGCACAUAGGAGAGAGACUGAAAGGGUACUACAGACAUUUCUUUCUCUCAUUUUUUAGAGUUAAGCCCUCACAAAAAGCUGCCAAUUGCAGGUCUUAAAGAAGGAGCAGUAAAAAAGAUCUCUGAAAUAGAGGUUCAUGUGAAAAAAAAAUAUGUCCAGUAGGUGGCAACCAGAACAAUGGUUUUAGUUCAGAUUCUGUUAGGUACUUUAGGUUAGAAUAUUCAUUGCAUUUUCAAGCUGAUUUAAUUGAUUUCUGUUUUAGUAUAUUUAACAUGUGGGGAUAAUGACAUUUCUUCGUCAUUAGUAAUUAUAUUUAUGAAUUGUUUUUCUGAUGCAUAGAUGUCUGGAAUGGAGAAACCUGCUAGGCUGGGAUAAUUCAGUUUUCCCUUACUAGAUGGAGUAUUUUCUACCCUACUUAGUAGAGAAGGAUAUAUAUUUUCUUCUUGAGAACCUGGAAGGGGAAAGAUUAAAUAUCUGUUAAUAUUUUGACUUCAGACAACCCUUAUUUGAGUUUUAGAAAUUUUAACCAUCAUUGGUUGGUUUUAUUACAGAGAUGAGCCAAGAAUAGAAGUUACUGUCUAUAUUAGGGAACAAACCAGAUUUUCAUCAUUUUCCAGAGCCUAAAGUAUGGCAAGAUUAAUUUAACUAUAAUUUACUAUAUUUAUUUUAUGUAAUAAAAUUUCAGACAUAUUAUACAGGUAUCAAGCAAUAUGAUCUUCCCAUUAGCUGCUUAAACCUCAUUAAUUUAAGCUAGACACUGCCUAGAUCCACCAGUGAUUGUAGAUAGUACUGACAGGAAUACAUGGUACAUCAUGAUGCACAACAAAUGUGGCUCACAAUAUAAGAAGUCAGAUGCACAAAAAAAAACCAUGUUGAAAAGACUCUAAUAUUAUUGGGGUGAUUAUUUACACAAUAAAGUGUUACUCACUUUAAAAUGAUUUAUUUUGGGGCUUCUUUAAAUAGCAAGUUUACUAAUGCAUUUUCAGUUACUUAAGAAAAUUAGAUUUACAUCCAACUUUUAAGGAACAUAUCUCUUGUGUAAUUCUAUCUCUGGUUCCUAAUUAGUUAAAAAAAAAUAAUGACUUUGAGUUUUACCUUCCCUCAGUAAAAAACCGUAGCCUUGAGUUUUUGUUAUUUCCCCAGACAGUUUCCUUUUAAAGACUGCUAAAAUUAUUUAUCAUUGUAUCAAAGUUUUCCCAAGAUAAUCUGGAAUAUAAUUCUGUUUUAUUCAUUUGAAACUGUCUCUUGCCUUGUUCUUUUUACCUUUUUGGACUUAGGUAUUAUUCAUUUCUAUACUGGCAGUAUGGAGUUGGGUAAUAUGUUUGCCCCUUGAAAGGCAGGCUUAAAAUAAAAUGGCUUGCUUUUCUAGAUAAAUUCAUAAAUAAUUAUUUUAUGUUUGAAACAAAUCAUUUUUGGAAGAGCCCUAAUACAUUUAAUAGCUAAAAAUCAUUGUAGUAUAUAAGGCUUUUUUUUUUAAUAUCAAGAAGAGGUAUCUCACUUGAGGAUAUAUAUAGUUGGUUUUUUUUUAACCAUUUGGACAUCAAAUAAAAAGUAAGGAGCUAUUAGCAAGUUAGUUUGAAAAAAUGUUAAGGAAAGAGAAGUUGAACCCCUGAGAAAAUCCAUUCACAUUGAGAAAAUUGAAUAUAAAUUUUAGCUAAAACAUGCAUUGUACAAGUGAUUACAUAGAUUUUUCAUAUCAAAUAAUUUUAAUUUGGUUUGUAUAAAUGUAGAAGUAAUCAAGUUAAAUUUUUUUUUAAAUGUGAAAUUUACAUUCCUUUCUUUAGUGAAACUUAUAUUGUUAGCAUGGUAAUUUAGUUGCUUUUCUGUUGUUUUUCAACACUUGCUCUUGCACAAAUGUAGGGGUUUGUGGACAUUGCAUUUUUCAUGAUGUUUAUCCCUGGAGCACCUGUUCCCACCCCAUGUCCAUCCCCAAUAGAUUAUCAGAGAUAAAGACUGUUUCUAUGCUUCCUUGGUAACACAUUUUUAUUUUUUUUAUUUUUAUCCAGCUUGAAUAUGUGGCUAACAUAGCCUUUAAAAAAGGGCCAAUAUCAAUAUAUUUAUAGUACAUAAUUCAUGUUUAAGAAACAAUAUUGCAGUGCACAAUCCAGAAAUAUUUAUAUGUGAUAGAACAAAUCUAAAUAGUACAAGGUCUAUUUGUCUUGAUAAAGGUUGGUUUAAAAAAUAAGAACAUCCCCCUCACUCAGGAUAUUCAUUUUUUUUUGAAGCACAAGUUAGCUGUUGGAUAAGGUCAGCCCUUUGUAAAAAUUAUAAAUUGAGAAGUAAGGAGCAAUAGGAAAUAUUUGUAACUAAAAUUAUAUUAUUAAAUUUAUGGGAACUUAAUUUCAUUUGAUUUAUCUUGGAAGAAAAGUUAUCAGGCCUUCAUACUGUCAUUUUGCCUUUAAGCCUGGCAUCCUUCCUUAAAUUCUUUUGAUUUUGAUAAGUUCAUAGUAAAAAUUUGAUAAGCAUAUAAAAAAAUUUACUCAUUGUUUCAUGUUAACUUCAUUCAAUUGGAUUUGUACUAAAUAUGUUCUGUAUACAUUUUUUAAAAUAUCAUUUCUUGAGAGCCUUGAGAUAAGUGAUAACUACAUAUGAGUUGUAUAGACAUUGAUUUUGAAGAAAUGGAAGUAGUUAUGCUUUUUAUUAUUUUUAUCUUAACAACAUCCUGUCACUUGACCUUAUUUCCUUUCCUUGACCUAAAUUAGUAAACUUGCCCUUCAGAGUGAAGGCCUUUAUUUUUAUAUGCACAUAUCUUAUUUUUACUUUAUAAUUGUCAAUCUCUUACUUAUUUUAACAGGAGAAAAAUAAUUCACUUAUUGAAAAGUCAUGAAUAUGAAUUAAUAAUUGUAAAUAUCCUUCUCUAUAUUUUUUGGUCUGAGAGUAUAAAUGUAGCCUUUGCUUUUAGAUGGCUGUAAUGAUUUACUUUUUAAUACAAGUGGGAAAAUUUUCUCAGGCUCAUAUUUCAUUUCUGUAUAAGUAUGUGACUUUGGCACAUGUCAGUUCAAGCAUGUGAGCAGCCCCUUUAAAAAUGGAAAGUGUGGCACAAAAGUAUAUCUGUUUUUAAAAGAGCAAUUUAUCUUUCCCAAUUACUUUUUUUUAAUGAUAUGGAAUAUUGUCUUCACUUAAAAAGACUGGGGAAGAAAUUGUUUUGAGAACUUGUGCUGCAGUUUUGUUAUCUACACUACUAAUUGUUUUAUGUCUUGAAUUUUUAUGCAAAUAUAUAAUUUCUUUUUGUAGUUUUCAGCAAUUAUUUUGGGUGGUUUAGAUAUGUCAUGCUCUGAAAUUGGUCUUAUGUGAAGCAAACCUCAUUUUUCAGUGCUACAUCAUUGCCUGGAAUACUCCAAAUAUGUUUGAUGCUGCAGCCUGGUACAGUUUUUAAUGGAAAUACUGUUACCCUCUAAUAAAAGGUAGUGAGACAAUGAAUAUUUCAUUUGAUCGCACUGAAUUUGGAAACAAUCUUAGAUACCAAUCUAAGUGCUUUGAAAAUAUGAGUUCUGAUGUUAACCUAUUAAAGAAUGAAUAUUAUAAUUCA
Molecule: messenger RNA, 9049 nt
Organism: Vombatus ursinus (common wombat)
Lineage: Eukaryota; Metazoa; Chordata; Mammalia; Diprotodontia; Vombatidae
Gene: ABCA5
Product: ATP binding cassette subfamily A member 5
Exons: 39
Coding region: 123-5057 (1644 amino acids)
Biological process (GO): lipid transport; transmembrane transport
Cellular component (GO): intracellular membrane-bounded organelle; membrane
Molecular function (GO): ATP binding; lipid carrier activity; ATP hydrolysis activity
Source: RefSeq, a predicted model, not a curated record